Molecule: messenger RNA, 2840 nt
Organism: Acanthopagrus latus (yellowfin seabream)
Lineage: Eukaryota; Metazoa; Chordata; Actinopteri; Spariformes; Sparidae
Gene: fkbp9
Product: FKBP prolyl isomerase 9
Exons: 10
Coding region: 181-1878 (565 amino acids)
Molecular function (GO): calcium ion binding; peptidyl-prolyl cis-trans isomerase activity
Source: RefSeq, a predicted model, not a curated record
CGUCGCGUCCGCCUUGACACGUGAUCAUUCCUGCGCUGGGACCGGUGGGGGGGGCAGGACUUCUGUCCAAGUCGGAGUAAAGGAAACCGAAGCAAGCAGAGAACAGGGAGGCAGCGUACACACACAUACAGGCCCGUACCUCAGUUAUCUCCAGCGGCGCAGAGUUUGUCGGCAGUGAAGAUGAUCCAGUGUUUGCCGCGAAUGCUCUUUCUGUCGGUUCUGGUGGCGUUCGCCGCCUGCGACGCUCCCCCGGUGCCGCUAGACGACAUCCUCAUAGAGAAAACUUUCGUGCCGGAGCAGUGUGUGCGCGCAGUCAAAGUCGGGGAUUAUGUCAGGUAUCACUACAUCGGCACGUUUCCGGACGGCAAGAAGUUCGACUCCAGUUACGACCGCGGCAGCACGUACAACGUGUUUGUUGGCAAGAAGCAGCUGAUCGAAGGGAUGGACAAAGCUCUGGUGGGGAUGUGUGUCAACGAGAGAAGUCUGGUGAAGAUCCCCCCUCACCUCGCCUACGGAAAGCGUGGAUACGGCGACAUCAUCCCUGCGGACUCCAUCCUCCACUUUGACGUCCUGCUGCUCGACGUGUGGAACCCGGAGGACGGCGUCCAGAUCAACACCUACCACAUGCCCGAGACCUGCGACAGAAAGGUGGAGGUGUCUGACUACGUACGCUACCACUACAACGGCACCCUGCUGGACGGGACGCUGUUCGACUCCAGCCACACCCGCAUGCGCACCUAUGACACCUACGUUGGGAUCGGGUGGCUGAUUGCCGGUAUGGAUCAGGGCCUUCUGGGAAUGUGCGUCGGAGAGAGACGCAUCAUCACAAUGCCUCCCUCGCUUGGAUAUGGAGAGAACGGAGACGGCAGCGACAUCCCAGGACAGGCGUCCCUGGUGUUUGACGUCGUACUCCUGGACCUCCACAACCCCAGAGACGGGAUCACGGUGACCAAUCAGGUGGUGCCGGAGCCCUGCACCAGGAAGUCCGUCUCUGGAGACUUUGUGCGCUACCACUACAACGGCAGCCUCCUCGACGGGACGUUUUUUGAUUCCAGCUACUCUCGCAAUCGUACCUACGACACCUACGUGGGCCGAGGCUACGUGAUUGCCGGCAUGGACGAGGGUCUGAUCGGCGUUUGUGUCGGCGAGAGGCGCACCAUCACAAUCCCCCCGCAUCUCGCCUACGGAGAGGAGGGCACGGGCUCGAAGAUCCCCGGUUCGGCCGUGCUGGUGUUUGACGUUCACAUCAUCGACUUCCACAACCCGUCGGACAUCACCGAGGUCAAGGUCACGUACAUGCCUGAGGAGUGCGACAGGCAGACUAAGAAGGGCGACUUCAUCAAAUAUCACUACAACGCCUCCCUGAUGGACGGCACAUCCAUCGACUCCACGUAUAACUAUGGAAAGACUUACAACAUCGUCCUGGGAGCGAACCAGGUGGUCCCAGGGAUGGAGGAAGGACUGAUGGAAAUGUGUGUGGGGGAGAAAAGGCACCUGAUAAUCCCUCCUCACCUGGGCUACGGGGAGAGAGGAGUCACUGACGAGGUCCCAGGGAGCGCAGUGCUGGUGUUUGACAUCGAGUUGAUAGACAUGGAGGAGGGACUGCCUGAGGGCUACAUGUUCAUCUGGAACGACGACGUGUCUCCUGACCUUUUCGCUGAGAUGGACAAAGAUGACAACAAGCAGGUGGAGCCCUCUGAGUUCACCGACUACAUCAUGCGGCAGGUGACCGAGGGCAAAGGCCGCCUGGCUCCGGGCUUCGAUCCCUAUCGCAUCAUUGACAACAUGUUCUCCAACCAGGACCGCAACGGGGACGGAAAGAUCACGGAGGCAGAGUUCAAACUCAAAGCAGACGAGCCCGCCCAUGACGAGCUAUGACGGGGCUGAGCGUCAAACUCGGAUCAAGGUGUAGGCUGUGGGGUCAGACAUCAGGGGGGUUAUUAUACAUACGUGGGUGGUAGAGUAGAAAAAAAGACGGAGUUAUGUGCGUAAAGUAAGCAAGUGCGGGAUGAGAACUGUUCUGAGAGAUGUUUUAUUUUUAAUUUGAAGACUUAUAGGACGGCCAAAGCACAUCUUGUCCUUAUGGAGCCAAAUGAGUCGGAGGAUUUAGGAAUGAGAGGAUUAUUGGAAAGAAAACAAAUGAUCUGAGGACUUUAGUGACGGUGAAUGACUUGUUUUUUGUUUUUGUUUUUUAUCUCGUCUGUCUUGUUUUAUAUGACUUUUUUUUUAUUUUGAAGGGUACAAAAGCACUCCUGUCUGAGAGAACGAACCAAGGCCUCACUCCACAACACUCAUCACUCCUUCCUGACAUAUAUUGUUGUUUACAUUUUUGUGGUUGUGCGUGUGAAACAUAGUUUUCUUUUCCACUGGGUAUCAGCGCGUCUCCGAAAAAUAGCUUCCAUGAGCAAUGAGCGUGAGGGUUCGAAAGUGAGAUAUUUAAGCUGACACCUUCUGUUGUUUUAUGUCAAAAUGUCAGGAUGCCUUCUGUGUUCUCUGCUGUUCAGAUCAACAGACACUGAAAAUCCAAAAAAAAAAAAUGUUGUUGGGUCUUUUCAGUCGCUCAGUCGCUUUUAGUCAACUUGUUGUUCCAUUGCUUGGUUUUGUCUUCAUUCACAUUUCACCUGAUUGUGUGUGUGUGUGUGUUUGUGUGUGUGUGUGUGUGUGUGUGUGUGUGUGUGUGAGAGAGAGAGAGAGAGACAGAAUGAUACAGCGAGUGAAAAAAGUGCGUGACUGUCGUUUUUGUUUUACUAGUUCAUUCAGGAGAAUACUGAGGCUUGUUGAUGACAGUGUCAGCACAAAGUUUAAUUUGAUUAAAUGACCUGACUUAAAAAAAAAAAAAA